Molecule: messenger RNA, 396 nt
Organism: Penicillium soppii
Lineage: Eukaryota; Fungi; Ascomycota; Eurotiomycetes; Eurotiales; Aspergillaceae
Exons: 1
Coding region: 1-396 (131 amino acids)
Source: RefSeq, a predicted model, not a curated record
AUGCAAGAAAAGCCCAAGCCACGCUUAGAUGCAAUAUUCAAGGUCACAGAAGAUGUCAUUGUGAGCUGCCAGGCUGCCAUAAACUGCAGACGCUGCAAGAUCGGACCCGUGGAUCUGGUUUGCAUUGUGGCAGUGUUCCAACAAACUGCUGCGUGCUUCGAUCAUAUUGCGAAGUCAAGCCUGGAUGGCAGCAUGAAAGUCGGCGUCGGCAGCUAUGAGGUUUCUGUGACGGACGAUAUCAUGUUCAAGCGCAUGCUGGUCAUGAACCAUAUCAAGCAAGCCAAUAAAUUGUUGGAUUCAAUGAACACCCUCGGCCAAAGUCUGUUCUUGUCGCAACAUGGUCUGCCACGCAACACGAUGAAUCGCUCUCCAGCCUGUCUCAACCAACUAAAUUGA